UUUCUAAGGUGACUGACGCACUAUACCCCCGCCAUUGUCGUAGGACAACUUGGCAAAACGCGUGAGUCUCCAGCAGCAUCCUCACAUGAUCGCACUGACGCAACGUCUUUGGAACUGUGCAUUGCAAAAUGGAGAGAAGAAACUCAAAUUCGCUGAGUACGAGACGUAUAUGCUGUGCUUGCACCGCUUGAUUCUGCCAGAAUUCGAUAUCGGUGCCUCGAAAGAACUCAUUAGGGACGACUGGAAGCGAGACAGCGGGAAGCAGGAUCAUCUGGACUAUCCUUUCUUCCACCUGUCAAUGUUCGAGCUUGUCGGUGAGUACAAUGCAGACUUCACGAUCUCCAUGGUAUUUUAUAUUGGCAUUGUAUGCGAACUGUAGAUCUGUGGACCGACACCGUUGACCCCGAAGAUUACAUCUCGCUGUUGUAUUGCAUCACCCACUGCCUAACAUACCUCCGUAACGAACGUCACGUAUUAAAAUCCCUUGAAGAUGUGUCAAAUGUUGAUAUUUUAGAGAAGUCAAAGGGGGUAACACUGGAAGUCAUUAAGCAAGACUUGCAACGAGAAUUAACCAGUGAAGCGUUUAAAUACUAUCGGGAUCAGAUCAAGAUCGCGACAAAAACACCUCACAAUGCCGAGCAAGGAUCAAAUGAACGAACCAGCUCGAGGAGACAGUCGCGAAGCAAGCAACGCGGAAACGAAAAUUUCUCAAGAACGCAAUCGCGGGGACCCAACGAACCUAGUAGUCCGAGACGACAGUCGCACAGUCAACAAGGUGAUAGCAGAAGCUCAUCUAGAUCCCACUUGCGAGGAGCGAAUGAUUCUGGCAAUACCCCGAGGCGACAGUCACUAAGCCAGCAAGGCGGCAACGAAAGCCCAUCUGUAUCUCAAUCGAGCGACCGUAAACACUCGUUAUCGAGAAGUGACGAAAGAGAUGGAACCGUCAGGAAGAACUCCGGUUCAACACCACAACCCCGUCAAAAUCGGUCUAGUAGCGGAGCUUUCGGUCAGAAUGCCCCAAGACACAAGUUCUCUGUGCAAGUCAAUACGAAUGCGCUCAAUCUGACAGCAGCCAUUUCUGGUUCUGGCAGUGCCAACGCAGGGCCUCCACUGUUAACCCCGCAAAACCACCCAACUGAGGUGAUACCAGUAUCGCCUCCGAGAAGACCGACUGGACUUCAGCGAGCGACGUCACCCAACAUGUUUUCCCGUGGCGGAGGAGUGGUUCUCAAUAUUGGUAUGAUGGACGGUAUGAUGAUCUCCAAGUCGAUUGCAGAUGGCAAGCCUGGCGUCACAGUAUCAACAUCGGGAAUGGCUGCAUUUCCAAGGCGAAGGUCGCGAAGCGCGUCAAAUUCUAGUCAGCAUCGCCGAGACCAGAUAAUGCAAGCAGUACACGGUAAAAACGACAGUCCCCGUGAGCCGUCAGGGCUACAUGUGAGCCACAUUGAAGCAUCGGGUUCGACUCUCCGCACUGGAAGUGAAGACCCUAAUGCUCCGGGAUUAUUACUGACUCCAGGUGCUGCAGGUUCCGGAACAACUCGAGAACCCUUUACUGUUCGCGCCGCUGCUGUUGCUGAAGCAGCAGCCAACAUGGCCGUGUCAGCUGCUGAUACGAACUCUCAACAUACAUUUUCUUCCCAGCGUACACUGCGCCAAUUGCAGCAGCAUAUGUCGCAGUCCGACUCGGACGGCACUGAACAAUUGAAAAAUACCCACUCGAACGUCUAUACGAACAACAGCAGCCUCACCGCACCAUUGGUAACCAUCAUCAGUAGCAAGACACCAAUGCCACGCGAAGUACCUUCAAUUAACAAGAUAAAUCUGCAAUUGCACGAGAUGCAGGCUACACGAACCCCACAUGAAGGUCGCCCAGGAGUAUCAGUGUCAUCGCCACGGGUCAGUAAUGCGAUUAGCGCUCAGGCUAUAGGAAUCUUUAUCUCGUCGCAUCAACAACCGGCUAAACCUCCGAUUUCCCCACGAUCAACUCUUCUCGGAAGCAUUUUGAGCAACGAUCAUCAGCCCCCAAGGAAUCCUACAAACUUGCAACAACAUCAGCCAGACGAAAGCCAAUUGCUAGCUGCAACCGAACCUGUUCCAGUACCAGCAACCGCAAUGUCGCUGACAAUUAGUGGCAAACCGGCAGCCCCAUACUUCAGUGUCGAAUCAGUUGACCAACAUCCGUCAAAACUCAAAACCGAAAAAUCCCCUGUGUUGCUUAAAGAGGGUUCAAUAGCCCAUAUAUUCAACGGAGUGACGAGGGCCUCUCCGCUGAAAGAUGACUUGAAAGCACUGUUAUCACCUCGAUAUGUCGUCUCUGAACCCGUGGUUUCUUACCAUUCUACACCGCUUUCAACCCUCAAGCAGUCGAGUGUUCAACCACCCGGUUCAACUCGAGCAUUGGUCGGUAUCAAAACUAGCCCGCGAGUUCGACAUCACCCUUCUAGUCUAGCCAACGGUCCAGCAAGAAGUUACCUCCAGCAGCAUCGGCAGCAGCGGCCGUCCGAGCUGCAGGAACUCGUCAUCGCUCCGAAGCUCGGAUAG
Messenger RNA from Phytophthora nicotianae INRA-310, 2541 nucleotides. RefSeq lists its product as hypothetical. The record is from RefSeq and is a predicted model, not a curated record. NCBI's taxonomy places the organism in Eukaryota, Oomycota, Peronosporomycetes, Peronosporales, Peronosporaceae. The transcript has 5 exons. Bases 367 to 2541 code for a protein of 724 amino acids.